Messenger RNA from Anopheles funestus (African malaria mosquito), 4917 nucleotides. RefSeq names its product CLK4-associating serine/arginine rich protein. The transcript has 7 exons. Lineage: Eukaryota; Metazoa; Arthropoda; Insecta; Diptera; Culicidae. The record is from RefSeq and is a predicted model, not a curated record. The coding region runs from base 591 to 4115 and encodes 1174 amino acids.
AGGCGAGGCUUUUGAUAUCUGUCACCAGCCGAGCUGUCAAACCAGCAAGCACAACAAAAAGAGUUGUGCAUUCGUUUAGCCGCAUCUGCAGGCUGCGCGAUAUAUGUUGGCUAAAAAACAGUGAUUUUUAUAGUUUUGAGACAAAAUGUAGCACAAAAAUGUGCUGAAAACAAGAUCGCAAUUGAAGUGAAACCAUUUUCUCAAGUGGAACGGUGUUUUUUACCCAGCUAAAUUGUACAGCCGGCGUCUGGCGGUGGACUUCAGCGUGGCGCGUAGUCUGGUUGAAAGUAUUAGAAAAAAGCCGGGUCUACGAUAGGAAUAUUAAGUUGCAAAACAGAAUCGUUGUUGUGCCAAAAGAGGAAGUGGAAGGAAAGUGACGAUUUAAUGAGAGUUUAGUGAGCUAGACAGUUCUUGCUCGAUGUGCAACCGGGACAUGAAGAAUGUUUGUGGUUAAAAUGUGAAUAUUACAAGUAUUGUCAAGAACUGGAACCAUCUUUAGCAUUGGUUUGAACACCCGGUAGAAAAGCAUACCGGAAGCGGAAGAACAGAUCUUAAGAGUACGGAACGCAACAUACUUAUCAUCCCUCAAAAUGUGGCACGAAGCGCGCAAACAGGAAAAGAAGAUCCGCGGCAUGCUGGUCGAUUAUCGGAAGCGGGCCGAACGAAGGCAGGACUUUUACGAGCGUAUUAAAGCCGACCCGACACAGUUCCUUCAAGUGCAUGGACGCAAAUGCAAAAUACACCUGGACGCCAGCGUCGCGACAGCUGCCGAGAAUCCUGCAAUCAUGAUGCCAUGGCAGGGACAGAAGGAUAAUCUGAUCGAUCGGUUUGAUGUGCGUGCACAUCUAGAUUAUAUACCGCCAGUACCACGCACCAACCCGGAUCAGCCCGAUCAGCACGAAGAUGAUACGGACGAACGUGCGAUGAACUACGAACGGUACCGUGUGUUGGCACAGAACGAAUUUCUCGGCAUCGUUGAAGAAAAGUACCUUCACCAACUAUACCUCGAGGAGCAGUUUGGUGUGAAUGCACAGAUCGAGGCAGAAACGAAGGCAGCGGCCGCUGCAGCUAAGAAGAAAUCUUCCGCCGGUGCAGCUAUUGGCUACACGUACGAGGAAACGGAAACGGUCCCUGGUGGCUCUGGUUCGAGUCUCGUUUCCGGUGGUCUCGGAACGGCAACCGUACCCUUUGUACAAUCCAUAACAGCAAUCGAAAAGGCCUCCGAAUCGUCGGCCCCCUUAGCUACCUCGAGUGGAUCCGCUGCAGCCCGGUUUGAUGAGUGCAUGAAGGAUGAUUCGGACUCGGAUUUGGAUAUGGAUGUGUCGAUUGAUAUAAACAAAAUCGGCACAAACCAAGCGCACGAGCUGAACACUUGCGGGCGACAGUACGGCAUGAAGAGCAAUGAUUUCUAUUCCUUCCUAACGAAGGAUGCUGACGAAGCGGACGCACUGCGGAUGGCACGAGAGGAGGAGCAGGAAAAGAUUAUGUUCAGCGGGCGUAAGAGUCGUCGGGAACGGCGGGCUCAACGCGAACGGAAAGUUGCGGGACGCCCGUUAAGUCCACCGAGCUACGCAGCCAAAGAGGAGCUGGUGCCGCGCACAUUUGUCGAAGCGAACGAUAGUUCCCGGUCACCUUCGCCCGUGAACUCGGGCAAGAUAACCUACAUUACGUCGUUCGGUGGGGAGGAAGAAUUGCAGCCACACGGAAAGAUUUCGUUCGGCUUUACGCGUGAAAUGAGUACCCUCGGUGGAAUUGCUGGUACGUCAAAGGCGGCACGAUUGCGUUCUGGAGCUGCCGGCACAGAAGCGGCCGGCGGAUUAAGCUAUGCGGACAAGGUGAAGCAAAAUUUGGAAAAGCUCAAAACACAACAAUCGAAAGAGAGCGAUCGAAAGCCUCCGGUGCAGUAUCAGCGAUCGGCCGCUAGUGGUGGACGAGGUAGAAGUAGUAGAAGCAGCAGCAGAAGUAGCAGUCGCAGCCGAGGCAGAAGCCGCCGACGUCGAAGAAGUUCUAGCAGUAGCCGAAGCCGUAGCCGUAGUCGGAAUCGAAGCCGUAGCAGGAGUCGAAGGCGUUUGAGAAGCACCGCAGCUGGAAGAAGCCGAUCGCGAUCGAGGAGUGGUGGUCGAGGUACAGCACGCUCUACUUACUCACGGUAUCGGAGGCGUUCGAAAUCAAAGUCGCGAUCACGCUCACGAACAAGAUCUCGAUCACAGUCGCGCACACGUUCGAAAGCUUCUCGCUGGAGCCCGAGACGAAGGUAUCCGGUUGGGCAAUCGGCAGUCCGACGCAAACACACACCGUCACGGUCUUCCUCUUCUUCAUCAUCAUCUACCUCAUCGUCACGAUCACGCUCCCGUACGCCAGUACGCCGUUCCCAAGCGUCCCGAGCGAAACGUAGAUCGGGCUCGAAAGCGGACAGUGAUUCUUCGCGCAUAUCUAAAAAGCCAUUACCGACGUUGCCGACGAUUACCACGUCAGCUACACACGAAAAACCAUCCCUUGUUGUGCCACAUACACUUCUGGGUACGCUUCCGCCACCACCACCUCCUCCGCUUCCGGUAGCUACCGAAAGUGCGGUAGAUGAGAAGAAACCUCUUCCGGUGCUGGCGUUAAUUGAGCCAGAACCGGAAGUACCUAUCAAGCGGUACUACGGCCGGAGAAGGGGCGACGAAAGCUCGAGCGAUGAAGCGAGCACCUCUGGGGAGGACACGAACGGUGACGAUCGUAAACCGACGAUAGUUCCUGCGCUACAAGUUACCGAUUCUACUAGAGCAGACGACACGGUUGGCACGGGAAGCGUCAUUAAAUCCACCUUCGACACGACGGUACAGAUAAAGCAGGAAAAACCGGACCCGAUCGAACAGCCCGCUGUAGGACCGACCGGCGGUGGCGGUAGUAGCACAUCGUUAAGGUUUGGUAAAACGGUCACUGGUGGCACCAGCGUUCCCGAAUCCAAAGUCGGUACGGGGGUUAGUUCCACUGCUGUCACCGCUGGUCUUACAUCGAAGUCGGUUAACCCGCGCGAUCGCCUAAAGCGCAAGAUGCAGAUCCUGCUGAACAAACAAUACAAAGCGGACAAGAAGGCUGAAAUUGAGAAAGUGGAGCGCCAGAUACAGCAGCAGCAGGAACGUGAUGAUGAGAUGCGCGAACUGGCACUGAAGCUGAGGCGUCGGCAACGUGAGCUGCGUCACAAGUACGGUACACCGGAGAGUGAGCAUAGCAAAUCGCACAGCUCACAGGAAGAACGCAGUUCGGACGAGGGUGACGAUGCGGGCAGUAAGCCACAACCGCCGCCGCAAAGGCAACGGUUUGAUCAACCACCCGGCGAGGAUGGUACGACAUCACCAAGAAGACUCCCGUUAUUAGUUCCACCCCUAACGUCGGUUCCGCCACCGAAGAUGGCAUUGCAUUCCCGGCCUCCACCAUCGUUGCCGGCCGGUGGUGGUCCGCCGAUGGGUUCCGGUGGUGGACCAGGCUACCGAAACAGUGUCGUCAUCGAGCGUAAACCGGUGCUGCGAAGUGCGUCCAAUUUCGGUGCCCAAUCUGCUGACCACACGGGUUCGUACGGUGGGGACAUUGGUGGACGGUUGAGACGUCGCCAGUCCCCCGCACAGAGCGUUAGUAGCACAUCCACAUCGAGAGGGUACGGUGGAACGGGUGGUGGUAUGUCUCCGUCGAUGAAUCUUCGACGUGGCGGUGCUGGAGGUAGUCGGUUUGAUGAUCGUAAUCGUAGAAGAUCGCCACCAGCGUCGCGAUACGAUCGAACACGAUCGAAAUCGAGAGAUCGUUUGACGUCGCGCGAUACGGGACCAAAUCCUGGCGGGAGUGGUAGCCGUGGCCGUCGAACGGAUUACAGUCGUACGAGAGGAGAUUACGACCGUUAUCAGGGUGGUUAUGGUGGAGGUGGACAAGGACAGCAGUCGGGUUAUGGUGGUGGUGGAGGAGGCAGUCGCUACCGUGGCCGAAGAUCACGCUCCGGAUCACGCGGACGUCGAUCACGAUCAUCGGAGCGACCAACGACACGAGGGAAUGGUGGUAGCAGUGGGUCUGGAAAUGUCGCUUCCGGCCGGCAGUCGAAUCGUUCUCCGAAACCGUUGAAGAAGUUGGUAGACUACUGACAUCAAGCUUUCCGCUGUUUGGCAAACCUUUUAGGGUUUGUUAUUUUUUCUUUAUGUGUUCCCAUUUGUUUUCUGUUCCUAUUUCUUACAAAUCUCGUAACCUCUUACCUCAGCAUUAUCGUACGAAUGGUGGGUGCAUCAAACUAGAAGGGUGAACUGUUUUUGCCAGUUUAUAGGUAUGAUUCAAAUUUGGUUUCAAAAUGCUACUGCCAGUUCCUUUUGUUUUGUGGGAAAUGGUCCAGUUGGAUUGAAGAAAAUUGAAACAAUUUAACAUUCGAAGCAUAGCUAGUUUGGUAGUUUAAUGCAUCUACAUUUUAAUCUUUUUCUUUAGUGGCUUGAUAACCAUUGUAGACCAUGGUGCCUGCCACAGUACAUAUGGCACUUUGGCACCACAUACUGCCUACAACUGGUUGGUUCGGGCGUGGUAUACCAGCUGACCAGCCAGGUCUCCGAUUGGAUCUGUUAAGCGACCAUGAGUCGUCUAUACUCUUACAACAGUAAGAUUUGCAUCACUUGAUUGUACGAUUGUUACAUACAUACAUUAUCACCUCUGCAUACAACAUAAACACCUCUUUUUAUACAUCCUAUUGCAUACUAAUACACCAAUUCAGGUUACAGCUACAAUUAGCUUUCGCGCGUUGGAGCUUUUGUUGUUGUGGGGGAAAAAGGGAAGAGGGGUUGGGAUUAGGGAAUGAGUUCCUACUGCUGCGAUUGUUUUUCGUUUUUGUCAAUGAUAAAAGAACUGCACGUACACUUUUCACCUCUGGUAUACAUAAUACAGAAGAAGGGUUAUUAAAAUACA